AUGCCAUUUAUCCAGACGCACUCCAUUCCCGACAUACUGGCUGGCGCCUCUGCGACGUCGGGCUCUCUGGCGUCCUUGGCAUCGACCACCAUCGCUCAGCAGCCGCAGAUCAUGCCCGGUCAAAGCGCUCAAGCCCCUACAUCCAUUAUCCAACACGGACCCAUCCGCCGCCUACCUCUCGAACUCCUGGACGAGAUCAUAGUAACAGCUCUCAUCGACGAGACUGUCAGCUCCGCAUUCUUCAAACGGGGCAUGUACGCGCAUCGCCGUCUCGCUCUCGUCUGCGCAUUGUGGCGCGCUAUAGUCGUGGCACUACGGCGGAGGCCAUGGACUUACAGCAAUAUUCAUUUGGGAAAGGACUGCGCGACCUCGAUGGUCAGCGACGACGUCAAGGCUUCCAUGAUGCACGAAUACCUAGGGUUCUCCGGCAGCGAGCCACUCAAUGUGAGGCUCGACCUCAGCCUCGUCAGCGGUGGCAUUCCGCCAUACGUUCGCGCGGUCCUCGAACAGUCUCACCGCCUGCAGUCCCUCUCCAUCAUCGGCGACCUACGCGACGAGGGCGCGCACUCCGCCCUCUCCCUGAUCGCCCACCCCGGUGACCUUCCCAUCCUUCGCAACCUAUCGCUCGAGGACCUUCUUGACUUCCUCUGCUUCCCUGCCAUUGAGGAGGUCACCAUCAAGAGAGACGAGAAGUCCGAGACGGAGGUCAUGGUUGCUCUGCAGAGCGAUAUACAUGAUGGCGGAGGCGAUGUUGAGAGGCUUGUUGUCAACUACGUAUAG
This is a messenger RNA of Schizophyllum commune H4-8, 780 nucleotides long. RefSeq lists its product as uncharacterized. The transcript has 2 exons. Lineage: Eukaryota; Fungi; Basidiomycota; Agaricomycetes; Agaricales; Schizophyllaceae. The coding region runs from base 1 to 780 and encodes 259 amino acids. The record is from RefSeq and is a predicted model, not a curated record.